UGUAAGGUUAGAGCUGUUUUCUUUGUAACGCUGGAACUCAAUUCAGACGUUUGACAGGAUUACGUGCACCUGCUUUCCGCUGACAGUAAACACGCCUCGCACGUCAUGAGACCUUGUACGUGUUGUUAAAAUGCUUUGGCAAAGCUGAUGUUUAAAAAUGCAGCUUGUUGGGUGGCAGACAGUAAACGUCUAACGUUAGUUCUGACUCUUGCAGCGGAUGUUGCGGCCCCGACGGUUUUCACUGGCUGGCUUAUAUAUCAUACCUUGCAUAUUCAUAACAUCUCAAGAAAAAGAAAACAUUUGUGCAAGAAGUGGGUUGAAAAAUGCCAGCGGCAAGAUCUCAUCGACAAAUCACCAAACCAGUUGUACAGAUACUACAGACUUUGUGGGAAACAUUUUGUAACAUCUUCCACUGAUAGUAGUACAGUCUUGAAGGAUGAUGCCAUUCCAACUAUCUUUGAUGCACCAAGCCAACCUCAAAAUGGACAGGUCAAACGCAGUAAAGAGACGACCAAAGAUGAUGAAAAGGAGAGUAAGGGGAGAAAAAAAAUCAAAAAGUCUCAAGCAGAGACAAAUAAAGAAGAUGUCCAGACAAUCCCGGAGGAAGAGAAAUACAAAGAGUAUCUCAAGUCAUUAUUUGAAGUUCUUGUACUGUUGGCAGACCAAGGCAUUCCUCCGACAGGGCCUGGUGAUAAUAAACAGGACAGCCUUGGGUCAAGCAACUUUCAGGCAUUGUUAGAAUAUCGCAUGAGUUGUGGAGAUGAAGUCCUAAAGACGAGGCACGAUGCAAAUAAGGAGUGCUGCUCAUCAGCUCAGCUGAGUCAAUUGAUUGAGGUGUGCGAGAAAUGCAUCCGCGGAAAGCUGAUGGAGGAAGUUAAACAAAACGUCUUUUUCUCAUUAAUUACUGAUGAUUUGGUGAAGAUCUCAGGAGAAUGGUACCUCCCAGUCUUUCUCCGUUUUGUGGACCAGUCAAACUGCCAGCGGGAGAGGUUUGUUGGAUUCUUGUCGUUUGAAGGAGAUGGAGAUGCCCUGGCAGAGAAACUGCUCUCUGAAAUGACAGACAAAUGGGGCUUAAAUAUGGAACAGUGUAGAGGUCAAGCCCACUCCUGCUCUGGGGCACAUUUUAGUAAAAUAAAAACAUUUGCCGCCAAACUGAUGGAGAGGUAUCCAAUGGCAGUGCUUACGCUAAGAUCCACUCAUACCUUGAACAUGUCGCUGGCCGGUGGUAUGGCUUUGUCAGGGGUUCAGCUUGUCAUGUGUACCCUUAAGAAGAUUGAGUCAUUCUUCAGUCAGACCCCUUCACUGUAUUUGGAGUUGGAGCACGCAAUUUCGAUUUUCUACCCAGAGAAAGAGGAGAAAGCCAAUGAACUGAAGGAGAUCUGUCGUACCAGCUGGACCAGACGUCAUGACGCGUUUGAGGUGGCUGUGGAAAUCCUAGAGGCAUUGCUACUCUGUGUGGACAGCGUACAUGACAACGAGGACUUGAGGUGGAACGAUCAAGUCACACACGACGCCUUAGAGAUUUCAAAAGCGCUGGCUGAUUUUGAGUUCAUCAUGGCGCUUGUUGUCCUGAAAAACACUAUGACACUUACAAGGGCAUUUGGGAAGAACAUGCAAGGGAAAGCAACAGACGUGCAUUUUGCUGCACACAGCUUAAAAGCUGUAUUGCACUCCCUGAAGGAAGUGUCCGACAACAUCGACGUGUAUCAUGAGUUCUGGAACGAUGAAGCCAGUAACCUUGCUGCUGCGCUGGACAUCCCAGUCACAGUUCCUCGAUCAUUCUUGAGAAAGCAUCAGUCAGAACCGGGAACCAUUCAGCCAGAGAGUUACUACAAGGAGCACUUGUCUGUUCCUGUUGUGAACCAUGUCAUCAAAGAAGUGAAUGAACUCUUCUGUGAGAACCACCUGAAGGCUCUGAGAUGUCUGUCACUAGUGCCUGCAGUCAUAGAGCAGCACAAGUCCACCGAACCCGAUGAAGAAAACGUGCAAUUGUUUAAAGAUGACAUCCCCAAUGCUGGAACCCUGUCCGCUGAGCUGCAUUGUUGGUGGGUCAAAUGGAGCAAAAAGGGCAAAGGUGAGACUUUUCCUUCUAGUCUCCAUGAAACGCUGCAGCUAGCCGACGUGAAGUUCUUCCCAAACAUGCUUGCAGUCCUGAGACUGAUCGGCAUCCUGCCUACCUUGGCUCUGGAGGAUAGCUGUGAUGAUGCAUAUAAGCGCUUCAGGAUGUACAUGGAGAACACACCUGACAAGUUCAAAUCAAAAAGUCUCGCUCUUUUGAACAUGAACUAUGAUGUUGAGUGUGAUCUGGAUACAAUGGUUGAAGUCUACAUGAAGACAUACCCUGACACAGAGGAGGUGUCUUAGUUAUGAUGUGGUAGUUAAACCUCCAGGCAGGUGAUCCGCAGCUUUGUUAAUAGGACAUUUGCAAAUUGUGUUAUCUUGAUGAAAUAAGCAUCUUUUUUGUUGUUCUUGUUUUUCACUUUAUAAUCCUCAUACUGAAGUAGCGUCUUUCGUGGGCCAUUUAGUUGUUUUUUGUUUUGUUUUUUUAAUUAAAAUGUAGAAUGUAGAUGAAAGAGAAUCUGGGCUGCAGUGUCAUGUAUUGAGUAUCAGACAUUUUUGAGUUUUUGCUUUUAUUUUUUGUUUUUUAUGCUGUUUUCAUGCUAUUUUGUGAGCCAGCUUUUGAAACUCCCUGUAAAACACCCUGUAAAUUUACAACAUAAAAAUCUAAAAAUUCCAGCUCCCCCAUCACCUUUCUUUGACUCCAUCGUUCAAAUCAGUUGCAAAUUGUUGAUGUUUUAGACAUUGGAGUUAAUACUCUUGUAAGCAAGUGUUUUUUGCUGUGUCACUCAAGAAUUUGCUGACCUUUAAUAAUUGGGUAAGGGGGACUAGCUAUAAAUCCUUCUCUGAAAAUGUAAAUAAAGAUGUAGACUCUUUGGUUUGAUAA
This is a messenger RNA of Thunnus maccoyii (southern bluefin tuna), 2944 nucleotides long. Its product is annotated as 52 kDa repressor of the inhibitor of the protein kinase-like. The coding region runs from base 148 to 2364 and encodes 738 amino acids. The record is from RefSeq and is a predicted model, not a curated record. The transcript has 6 exons. NCBI's taxonomy places the organism in Eukaryota, Metazoa, Chordata, Actinopteri, Scombriformes, Scombridae.